UCCAUUAAUUUUACCAGAUUUAGACACUUAACAAGGAAAUUAUCAUAUAAACCUACAUCAUGACACAUUGGUUCCAUAGAAACCCGCUUAAAGCGACUGCUCCACAGGAUUUUGAUGUUCGGAAAGUAGCUAUGAAAUCAGAUUUCAGUAAAAUUAUGGGGGAUUUAAGGCAAGCUAGAAGAACACUACUGGCUACAUUCACAGACCCAUCAGCUUCAACUGAAACAAUGGAAAAAGCAAGUGGAGCAUAUUUCUCUCUUUUAUUGGGACUUAUAAAUGCACCCUCUCCUAAAUCGGCAGAAACACCUAAAAAAGAAAAUGCUUCGGAAAGUCAAAGCGAUGACAAAACGGAUAGUGAUAAAUCAGAGACUCCUAGUGAGGAGGUCGAUCAAAAGCUGAAAACUUUUUUUCGCUUCAAAUGGUCACAAUCGCUUUGGAUUUCUAGACCACCAGUGGUGCAAGAGGAUGCUGAAUAUGAGCUUGUGAAUAUGGGCGUUAAUGUAGGAAUAUGGUACACGAAACAUGCUGCUCGAAUUUCAGACAAACAAGAUAUAAAUAUGGAUGACGCUAAGGAGGUUUUAAGAAGUUUGAAAAUUGCUGCCGGUAUAUUCAAAGAAUUCAAAGAUAAUAGAGUAGGACGGCUACUUGUCGAAGGUGAUAAAACGUCAGAUUUGGACCCAAGAAUUCUCGAUUGUUACAUCACAUGCUGCCAAGCGGAAGCGCAAGAAGUCACGCUUGCACGAGCAGUCGAAAUGAAACAUAGUCAUCACUUGAUUUCGUCUCUUUCGAAUGAUACGGCAUCGUUUUUUCAACGUGCGGAUGGCCAUCUCAAAGCUCUUGACCAAGAGGUGGUACUAAAAUGGAGGAAGUACCUCCAAUUAAAACAGGCUUUCUAUAAAGCUUAUGCUUAUUGCUACCAUGGCGAAACACUCCUUGGAAAAGAAAAAUGUGGCGACGCCAUAAAAUGCUUGACUGAAAGUGAAGCUCUAAGUGAAAAAUGUUUCAGCCUAUGUAAAGAGUACAUGUCGACCAAAGGUGCCGGUUCGACGGUUCGUCCGCAUGAGCAUAAUUUCUACCAAAGACUGCAGCGCCAAAUCCGUUUUACACUGGAUAAAUUGAAGCGGGAAAAUAGUUUCAUUUACUUUCAAAAAGUGCCGGAAGUUGUUCCAGAUAUGGAUCUCAAAGCAACGUAUGGUCUCGUAGAACCAGAGGUUUAUUCAGUCCCAGAUCUUAACCCUUCAUGGACAUCAACAAUCUACACUGGAUUUAACGUCAGCAAAAAUGUGGAAAACAAUAAAAAAGGAAAGAAACCUCAAAAGGAUGUUGACGUCGUGCCAGUGAAAGAACCUGAUAUCAAAGUAACCAGAGGAAGUGACUGUACUAUAUCAUAAACUUCAUCAAAAAAUGUUUUUGAUUGUUUAUUGUUUGAUACUUAUGAAGUUAAAAAAUCGAAUCAAUAUUUUAUCUUUUUUAGUUAAAUUUCUGAUCUUUGUAGAAAGCAAUUAUCUGAGUUUUUUGAAAUAUCAUAUUAUGUCUCGUUUGUAAUAAUUAAGUUGAAUGAUUUUAGUGAAAAUAGACUUGCAGCAGAAAAAAAUAUGUAAAAAAAUAUUUCUUGUUCAAAUUUUGUUAUUUAAUAAGAGUGAAACAUCAGCUUUCCGGAUUUCUACUUCUUAUACUUUCUCUAACCAUUUACUUGCCAAAAGAAUUGGCAAGUCAAUAUUGGGACAAAAACGUUGAAAAAAGCAUUUUUAGAUUCAAUUUUGGUAUUUGAUGGCACCAUAUACACGUUGUAUAUAUUAUAGUUCUUGCGUUCAAUGAAUAAUUAACUAACGAGCACAAUAUUUUCAAUUUUUUUCUUAUUUUCUGUGUCAUUUUACUCUUGUUGGACUUCAAUGAAGUUCAUACGGAUUUGCAAAGAUUAGCUGAAUUAGAUUCAAGUUAUAAAGUAUAAUCCUAAUCUCGUAAUUCACAAAAUUCCUAAUUGGGUAAUGCCUUUUCAGUAAAAGUUCGGAACAGGAACAGAUACUAAAUAGGCAGUUCCUUAUACAUUCGUUUGUGAAAAUGGCAUAUUUUUUAAUAAAUGAAGUAUAUCAGGGCCCAGGGGGGUCCAAGGUUCCGAGAUUGAAGUGCCGCAAAAAUCUUGAGGCCUUGCUAGCUGCAAAUAAAUGAAGCAUAAAUAAAACAAUGUAUUGUUUCUUGUUUUAGAUUUCUGCUUCAGGUCUGCGGACGCAUAAAAUGUGAACGUGCCAGAGUUUGGACCACUCUGAAGUAUAUAGUUAAAUGUCUAUAGUCGUUUAUUAUAACAGAUUUGAUCAAUUUAUGUCAAAUUCUAAACAAGGGCAGGUUAUAUUAGUGAAUUUUUCAAGGGAUAUCUGAUAUUUUUGAAGCUCUUGAAAUUAUCUCAAUCGGCACAGUUUCGGAACCACUGAUCCUGAUAAAUUUUUUAUUCCCAUAUAUUUUAAAAGCUGCCGUUUACGUAUAUAAUAUUUUGUUUCACUAGUUAUACAGUUAAAAUGCUUUUAUUUUUUUUUAUUUUUCUGUUAUAAAAAAUUGUGCUUGAUGAAUUUGGAAAACCUCUUACAUAUGAGCAAUAGUUUCAUUUAAAAACUGUUUGUGUGAUGUAUUCAUUUGAAACGUAGCUACAUAGGGGAACCCAACAAUCACUAGAGCAGCGUUUCUCAAACUUCAUGGCUCUGCGAACACAGAUUUUCUUGUAUCGAUAUGUGGCGCCUCCAUUUUAAUUUGAAAAUAGAUUAAGUAUUUACCAUAUAUACUAUAUAGAGACUUAAAAGAACUUUCUUAUUGUUUUUGCACCAAAUACUAUCAUAUAAAAUGUAAUGAUUUGUAACUAUCAGUUGAAAUUUCCUUGGUCCAUGCCUUUUUGCAAGUGGAUUCUUAUGCAUAUAUCGGAGAUGUAAAGUUAACAAUUCUAUUCAGUUCAAGAGUCCUGCUGCACACUAACACGAAUGUAUUUCUGCAACGUUUCGUUCUUAAAACAAGCAUUUUACAACUUUGACUUGUAAAUAACUUCAGAGACGAAACAUCAGACGAAACAUUAUCGAAAUACAUUUGUGUUAAUUCGCAGCAACACUCUUGAAUUAGGUAAAUAGAAUAAUCAUUUGUUGCUAGCAAUUGUAUUCUGCUAGGCUUCAUGGAUACUUGUAUAUAUAUGAAUAUUGUUAAAUUUUUGCUAUGCAUGCAAUUUAUUGUAUAUUGUAGACUGUAGUUCAUGUAAUCACAUUAUAUACCGUUUUAAUAUUUUCUGAUGAAAAUUAUCAUUUUUCCAUUCAUAUCUUCAGUAUUCCUUCAUGCUGAAACUUGUUAGUGAAUGGUCAAUCUAUGUUACACUGCAAACUUUUUUGCACUCGGAAGCUGACUUAUACUGUUUAUGUCGUAUAUUAACUCCCAUAUACAGUAAUUUGAUCAAAAAGGCACAAAUGAGGUAGUAGAUUAAAGAUUUUAGCUUCCCAUUUUUUUCUUGCUUCACCUUCCCCCUCUCUCCCCAAUAUUCCAGGCUCAAGUGAAUAUUUUUAUGACGUUUUGAAUAGGACACUGAAUAUGCUGCCAAUAAUGGGUAAAGAAACUAUCAUUUUUGAAUUUUAAAUACAGUAAUUUUGCUUAAAAAGGCAUAAAAGCGGUGGAUUGACGAUUCUAGUUUUCAAUUUCAUUCUCGCCGACGGCUGAUAUUCUGGCUCAGUGCGCUGGUAAGGAAAUAUCAUUUUUAAAUACUGGAAUCUUUACGGUUACGGUUUAUUGUAUUCAUUGAAUUUUUCAAAUCAGAGUAAUAGUGGGGCGAUAAUAUAAUUUUCGUAACAGCCUUUUAUUAUUACUGCACUUAAAUUUGAUGCUUGCAAUUGUCGCGUUAUAGAUUAUAUACUUUCAUUUAUUAAAGCCCACAUUGAUCAAAUUCACUUUUCCAAGUCCAGAAAUCAAUGAAGCAUGAAUUGGCAGCAUUUGUAUCUCGUUUUUGGUAGAAUACAUACCUGAAUUCAGACAGUACUUACCGUAAUUUUUUGUUGUUGAUGGAUUUGACUUGUUAUUUUUUCGCUGCUACAUCGCUAUGCUGGCAUCCCUAUAUUUCAGUUUUUCAGCAACAGGGAGUGUUUUGAAUUUUUUUUUUGUCCAUCUUAUGUUUUGGUUAUUAAUGUUACAUUUGUGUAAGAAAACAAUAUUUUAAUUUAAAAGCCAGCAUCUACACUUCCCAAUUGGCAUAAGCUUAUUCUGGCCAGUAACGCUUCAUUGAUUAAAUAGUCAAGUAGCCCAGAUCACUUUUAUUGUACAUAAAUGCUCUUUAAUUUGUGUUUUAUUUCAGAA
This is a messenger RNA of Styela clava, 4314 nucleotides long. RefSeq names its product BRO1 domain-containing protein BROX-like. Lineage: Eukaryota; Metazoa; Chordata; Ascidiacea; Stolidobranchia; Styelidae. The record is from RefSeq and is a predicted model, not a curated record.